AUGCUUGUAAGGAAACUACCAAUUGUAUACUCACGUAUACUAUUACGUAAUACACGUACUACAAAUACUACGAAAUUACUAUCAUUACAACAAUUGCGUAAUCAGUCAACCAAGACAACCAGCGAGAAAUGGCCAGAAUUAUUACCAUCUGAUUUCAAAAGUGAUGGACAACCAGAUUAUAUAAAAUUGAUCUUAACAUCAAGAGUAUAUGAUGUUGUUAAUGAAGGAGGUACUCCUUUAACUCAUGCAAUUAACUUAUCUCAUAAAUGUGGUUCAAAUAUCUACCUUAAGAGAGAAGAUUUAUUACCAGUAUUUUCAUUUAAAUUAAGAGGUGCUUAUAAUAUGAUUGCUCACUUGCAUUCACAGUCAAAACAUCCAUUGUCUGGUGUUAUCGCAUGUUCUGCUGGUAAUCAUGCUCAAGGGGUCGCUUAUUCUGCCAAUAAAUUAAAAAUACCCGCAACUAUAGUAAUGCCAACUCCAACCCCAUCAAUUAAAUAUACAAAUGUUUCAAGAUUAGGUUCUCAAGUUGUCCUUUUUGGUGAUGAUUUCGAUUCGGCAAAAUUAGAAUGUGAACGUUUAAGUAAUGAGAAUAAUUUAAUUAAUAUCCCACCUUUUAAUCAUCCUUAUGUUAUUGCUGGUCAAGGUACUAUUGCAUUGGAAAUUACAAGACAAUUAAGAUUAGAUAAAUUAAAUGCAUUGUUUGUCCCAGUUGGCGGUGGGGGAUUAAUUGCCGGGGUUGCUGUAUAUCUUAAACAAAUUGCUCCUCAUGUUAAAAUCAUUGGUGUUGAGACAUAUGACGCAGAUGCUUUGUAUCAAUCUCUCAAACAAAAGAAAAUGGCCGUAUUGGAUAAAGUUGGAAUGUUUGCCGAUGGGACUGCUGUUAAAGUAUUGGGAGAUGAAACUUGGAGACUUUGUACUGAUUUAGUAGAUGAAGUAGUUCGUGUUGAUACUGAUGAAUUAUGUGCAGCAAUUAAAGAUAUUUUUGAAGAUACAAGACUGAUUACAGAACCUUCUGGUGCAUUAUCAGUUGCUGGAUUAAAGAAAUAUAUUGAAGAACAUCCUGAAAUUGAUCAUCGUGAAAAGACUUAUGUCCCAGUUUUAUCAGGUGCAAAUAUGAAUUUUGAUAGAUUAAGAUUUGUAAGUGAACGUGCUGUAUUAGGUGAAGGUAAAGAAGUCUCACUUGCAGUUACAAUUCCUGAACAACCAAAUGAAUUUGCAAAAUUACAAAAAAUUAUUAAUCCAAGAGCAAUCACUGAAUUCUCCUAUAGAUGUAGUGGUGAUAAAACCGCAAAUAUCUUUGUUUCCUUCAAUGUCAUUGAUAAACACCGUGAAAAACCAACUAUUUUAGAAGCAAUGACUAAUGCCGGAUAUGAAGUUGUUGAUAUUUCCGAUAACGAAUUAGCAAAAUCCCAUGGUAGAUAUCUUGUUGGAGGAAAAUCUCACGUUGCUAGAGCUCAACAGGAAAAGAUUUUCCAAUUUGAAUUCCCAGAACGUCCGAAUGCAUUAUUUAAUUUCUUACAAGCUUUAAGAAGUGAUUGGGAUAUUAGUUUGUUUAAUUAUAGAAAUCAUGGUCAUGAUGUUGGAAAAGUUUUAUGUGGAUUUAUCCUUCCUGAAGGCUCAGAGGAUGAUUUCCAAGCAUUUUUAAAGAAUAUUGGAUAUACGUUCGUUGACGAAUCUGAUAACGUAUUCUACAAGAAAUUCUUAAAGAAUGAUUAA
Messenger RNA from Hemisphaericaspora subhashii, 1716 nucleotides. It is a transcript of the gene ILV1, whose product is annotated as threonine ammonia-lyase. Gene Ontology annotation, molecular function: pyridoxal phosphate binding; threonine deaminase activity. The transcript has a single exon. Gene Ontology annotation, biological process: L-threonine catabolic process. Lineage: Eukaryota; Fungi; Ascomycota; Pichiomycetes; Serinales; Debaryomycetaceae. The record is from RefSeq and is a predicted model, not a curated record. Bases 1 to 1716 code for a protein of 571 amino acids.